GGCGCGCGCCGCGGCGUCUUGCAGGGAGCGCGCUUUUAUUGGAGGACAGGACGAUGCGGUUGUCUCUGCGCAUCCUCUCCGGGCUCCUCAUCUGCAACCCGGGCUGCGCCUCCUGACUCUGCCCCCGCCGUUAACAAACACAAACACACACACACACACACACACACACACGCACGCACACAUCAGGUCACACCACUUCUUUUUGCACGACUCAUCCCCGCGUCACCGUGUCUCCGGCGCAGAGGGAGGCCUGCACGCUGAUGUCUGCGCUUCACAGCUGCGGUGCUUGAUGCGGUUUUGGUCAUGGCGCAGCCGAGGAAGCCCGGAGAUACUCGGCUUGGAUGAAGGACGCGUUGCGCAUCGCUUAAACCGGGAGGUCUCUAAACUUCCCCUGCAGAGAGGAAACCCAGAAUCUAGAUCUUCAAGGAGACGGUUUGUUGCCAAAUAUGAUCUGAGUUGUCAAUCCUGAACUCUCAGUUGGCCCGGGACGCGCAGGCACAAUCAUCAAGGCCCCCGCUGGAGGUCCCUGAACCUCACUUUGGGCACCACCCUUCCUGAAAAAGACUAAUCCUCGCCUCUUUUCCGGCGUGUUCGCGUGUUUAUUUGUUUGCUGCUACGUUAUUUGGAGGUGUAAACAGCACCAGCACCAGCAGCAGCAGCCAUGAUGGAUGCAGCGGAGUGCGGGGUGAGAGUGAUGUGCCGCUUCAGGCCGCUGAACGAGGCCGAAAUCAACAGAGGAGACAAAUACAUCCCCAAAUUCAAAGAGGACGACACCGUGGUCAUAACGGGGAAGCCGUAUGUGUUCGACCGCGUGCUGCCACCCAACACGUCACAGGAGGGAGUGUACGACCAGUGUGCCAAACAGAUCGUCAAAGAUGUGUUGGGCGGCUACAAUGGGACCAUCUUCGCCUACGGACAGACGUCCUCUGGGAAGACACACACCAUGGAGGGCAAACUGCACGACCCGCAGCUGAUGGGAAUCAUCCCUCGCAUUGCCCAUGACAUCUUUGACCACAUCUACUCCAUGGACGAGAACCUCGAGUUUCACAUUAAGGUCUCCUAUUUCGAGAUCUACCUGGACAAGAUCAGAGACCUGCUGGACGUGUCAAAGACGAACCUCGCUGUGCAUGAAGACAAACACAGAGUGCCCUACGUCAAGGGUUGCACCGAGCGUUUUGUGUCCAGUCCCGAGGAGGUGAUGGAUGUCAUCGACGAGGGCAAAGCCAACCGGCACGUUGCAGUGACUAACAUGAAUGAGCACAGCUCUCGCAGCCACAGCAUCUUCCUCAUCAACAUCAAGCAGGAAAACAUCGAGACAGAGAAGAAGCUGUCGGGGAAGCUCUACCUGGUCGACUUGGCCGGCAGCGAGAAGGUCAGUAAGACAGGAGCAGAGGGAGCGGUGCUGGAUGAAGCGAAGAACAUCAACAAGUCUCUGUCGGCGCUGGGAAACGUCAUCUCAGCUCUGGCUGAGGGAACAAAAACUCACGUGCCGUAUCGAGACAGCAAGAUGACUCGGAUCCUGCAGGACUCUCUGGGAGGAAACUGUCGCACCACCAUCAUCAUCUGCUGCUCGCCGUCCGUCUACAACGAAGCCGAGACCAAGUCCACACUCAUGUUUGGACAGAGAGCCAAGACCAUCAAGAACACGGUGUCGGUGAACCUGGAGCUGACGGCCGAGGAGUGGAAGAAGAAGUAUGAGAAGGAGAAGGAGAAGAACAAGAGCCUGAAAAACGUCAUCCAGAGGCUCGAGGCUGAACUCAACCGCUGGAGGAACGGCGAAAACGUUCCUGAGGAGGAGCAGCAGAGCUCUAAGGAUCAGAAGAGCGUCGAGCCCAACGACAACACUCCCGUCAUCGACAACCUGCUGCCGGCCGGAGGAAGCAGCUCGGUGUCCGGCGAGGAGAGGAGCAAGUUCGAGGAGGACAUCACUAACCUGUACAAACAGCUGGACGACAAGGACGAUGAGAUCAACCAACACAGUCAGCUUGCUGAGAAACUGAAGGAGCAGAUGUUGGACCAGGAAGAGUUUCUGUGUGGGUCUUUUCAGCUGCUGGCGUCGACGCGGCGCGACUACGAGAAGAUCCAGGAGGAGCUGUGCCGGCUGCAGACGGAGAACGAGCUGGCCAAGGAGGAGGUGAAGGAGGUGCUGCAGGCUCUGGAGGAGCUGGCCGUCAACUACGACCAGAAGAGCCAGGAGGUGGAGGAGCGAGACCAAGCAAACCUGCAGCUGACGGAGGAGCUGCAGCACAAGACGGCGUUGCUGUCGGCGGUGCAGAGGGAGCUCGGUCAGCUGCAGGAGCUGAAUGGUCUGCAGAGGAAGAGAGCCGCCGAGGUCCUCAAUCUGCUGCUGCGUGACCUCAGCGACAUCGGCGCCCUCAUUGGGACCAGCGAUGUCAAGGCCACCACGUCCUCGGAGACAAAGGGGAACGGCUCGGCGGUGGAGGAGGAGUUCACGGUCGCUCGUCUCUACAUCAGCAAGAUGAAGUCGGAGGUCAAGUCUCUGGUCAAUCGCAGCAAGCAGCUGGAGAGCGCCCAGGCCGACGCCCACCGCAAGAUCCAGGCCAAUGAGAAGGAGCUGGCGUCCUGUCAGCUGCUCAUCUCCCAGCACCAGGCGAAGAUCAAAUCUCUGACCGAUUACAUGCAGAACAUGGAGCAGAAGAAGAGACAGCUGGAGGAAAGUCAGGACGCCCUGACCGAGGAGCUAGCCAAACUCCACGCUCAGGAGAAAAGACACGAGGUGUCAGGAGAAGAGAAGGAGAAGGAGGACAUCAGCAGACUGGACGGAGGCGAGGACAUUAAGAAGUCUCUGGAGGAGCAGCUGGAGAACCACAGGGAGGCUCAUCAGAAGCAGCUCAGCCGCCUCCGAGACGAGAUCGAAGACAAGCAGAGGAUGCUGGACGAGCUCACUGAUCUAAACCAGGGUCUGUUGUUGGAGCAGGAGAGACUCAUGUCAGACUACGACAAACUGAAGGCUGAAGAACAAGAGAAGGAUGCAAAGCUACAAAAACUCAUGCUGCUGAAUGAACAGAGCGAGCAGGCCAGGGAGGACUUGAAGGGCCUGGAGGAGACUGUGGCCAAAGAGCUGCAGACUCUGCACAACCUGCGUAAGCUCUUCGUUCAGGACCUCAACACACGGGUGAAGAAGAGUGCAGAGCUCGACUGUGAGGAGGGACUUGGCAACGUUGCCCAGAAACAGAAGAUUUCCUUCCUGGAGAAUAACUUGGAACAGCUCACCAAGGUCCACAAGCAGCUGGUCCGAGACAACGCAGACCUUCGCUGCGAGCUGCCCAAGCUGGAGAAGCGUCUCCGUGCCACCGCAGAGCGAGUCAAAGCCCUGGAGAACGCUCUGAAGGAGGCCAAGGAGUCCUCCAUGAGGGACCGCAAGCGCUACCAGCAGGAGGUGGACCGCAUCAAAGAAGCGGUCCGGGCCAAGAACAUGGCCAGGAGAGGAUACUCACAGAUUGCUAAACCCAUCCGGCCGGGGCAUCAUUCACUGUCAUCCCCCAUCAGCAGCUCCAUCAGAGCUGGAGGCGUCCACACCCACAACAACUGAAACCACAACAGCAAGUUAAUCCUACAGACCAUGAGCAACUCAACGCAUGCCCACCACCCCAACUGGAACCACAAGCCCCGCCCCUCCUUUUGGAGCACCAAUCGGAGGCCAUCACGACAGACUGUCAUCGCUCUGAGAAGCAACAUCCAAACAUACUGUACAUAUUGAUAUGAGAUGUGAACAUAUUUAAUUUGCUGGAUGUAGAUAUCAGAGGCCUCAUUUAUAAAACGUACGGCUUUACAGUAAAUUGUGCUUUUCGGGAAAAAUGAUCAAUCAGUACAAUCGAUCAGAUCCAAUUUUCUGUGAUUGUUUCAUUUGUAGUCAUAAUUAUGCAACAGAAUAAAGUGUAACAUUUAUAAAUGAGGCCCUGAGUUUAUUAAGGUUAAGACAUGAAUAAGAGGUGGUGAGAAUCAAGGCCACAAGUUUAGAAGGUGACCUGUCGACGAUAUUUUGUUUAUGAUUUACGAUUGCGACUGUUUGUUACUGCUUUCCGAUGCUUGAAGAGCCAGUUAGAGCAGAUGGACCUGUAGAUUUAUAAUUUAAUCUUAAACCAGCAUUUAAGCAUAUAAAAAUUUCACUUUUUUGGGAUUAACAGUCAAUGCCUUUGCAGCUUACGCAGGGCCUCUGCGAUUAAAGCUCGUGUUAUGAAUAAUUUUAAAAAUGAAAUGCAGUCAGCUCCUACAGACAAAAAGUCACGCUUGCAGCAAAAACAUACAGUCACAUGGCUUGUAAACUCUUAGUGUGAUUGGUCACGAAUGCCCCGGUUGCAUUACAGUACUAACAUCCUGUGUUGUCUUUGGAGUUUUUGUUUUCACAUUUUACCAUUUACCUGUUUUGGUGACAAUCUUAAAAAAAAAACAACAAACAAACGCUAGGAAGCUUGAAAAAGUUAGUGCUGAAAUAUUUUUCACUGAGAUGUAGAAGGUGAAAACUUUAACAGAAUGUGCUUCAAACAGCCAAAAAAGUCCUGAUUGUACUGUGUUUAUUUAACUGCAGAAGGCCUCUAAAAAAUUAUUAUUUGAAUUCCUGCGACAUAUAAGUUGAAGUUUUGUGACUCUUAACGCUGCAGGGACGCUGACCAGCCAAUCAGAUGUUCCCUGAACUAACAGAGCUGCACUACAGUCUGGUUUGGUUUGUUGUGUGAUGAUAGAAGACUGCAGCAGGAACAAAUACAAGUUUAGUUCUCUAAAAACUUCUCCUUAAACAGCCCUAAGAGUCUUGAAAUGUUCUGCACUGCACUCUGUAAAACUCUCGAUCAGCCAAUCAGAGCUUUUAAGAACACGGAGAUGCAGACAGAACAAUCUGAUUGGUUUAAAAAAAGUCUGUUUUUCACUCUGCCACACCUCGUGCCUUUGGAAACAUCUCAUCCAACAGAAUUAACAGACUUCCACUGAAUUACACUUUGUUUAGCAUCUUCUGAAUCAUGAUAUUAACACAUAGGUUUUGCAGAGUAACUUCCACUUCCUCUUUCCAAAUUUAAGGCAAAAGAUUGUAACUAAUGAGACAACUUUACCUGCUAAUCGAAGAUAUAUUCAGUGUCUGUGCUGCUUUCCUUUGGGCUGCCAGUUGAGCAUGUUUUUGAAUGUACAUUAUUAUCUCCUUUUGUUUAUGCAAGAUGACAUUUUCAGUAGCAACAAUUCCCACGAAGCUGCUUCGGGAUUGUUGCUUUUGUUCGCCCCCAGAAGUUGCCGAGGAGCGUCACAGCUCAGAGCCUGAUUAUCAGCUUCCCUGAUUUGACGUUUAAUUGUAAACCGGCUGCCAGCUGUUUGUUUAAUCGUGGCUGUUUUGACUGAGCAGGACAUGACGAAGAUGUGAAUGUAACUGCAUGGACUAGAGCUUGUGUUAAAGGCAUGCUCAGGGAGGACAAACUGAGGUGAUUUGUACACACUGUGCGCAUUUACCUCAUCAUCAUGUUAUUAUUUUUUUGUUUGUUUCCUUGUUUCUUUUGGCUGUGGCAUCAUAUCUCUAAAUAUACCUACAACUGAUGCAAUUAAAGCUAAUAAAGAUAUAUCUAUUUAACUUUCA
Messenger RNA from Thunnus maccoyii (southern bluefin tuna), 5578 nucleotides. Its product is annotated as kinesin heavy chain-like. The transcript has 26 exons. Gene Ontology annotation, molecular function: microtubule binding; microtubule motor activity; ATP binding. The record is from RefSeq and is a predicted model, not a curated record. Gene Ontology annotation, biological process: microtubule-based movement. Lineage: Eukaryota; Metazoa; Chordata; Actinopteri; Scombriformes; Scombridae. Bases 662 to 3553 code for a protein of 963 amino acids.